Molecule: messenger RNA, 1266 nt
Organism: Habropoda laboriosa
Lineage: Eukaryota; Metazoa; Arthropoda; Insecta; Hymenoptera; Apidae
Product: protein jagged-1-like
Exons: 7
Coding region: 1-1266 (421 amino acids)
Biological process (GO): anatomical structure development; cell communication
Cellular component (GO): extracellular region; cell surface; membrane
Molecular function (GO): signaling receptor binding
Source: RefSeq, a predicted model, not a curated record
AUGAUACUGCUGCUCGCCUGUCUCAGCCUCCUGAUCGGUCCCGGUGAGCUGGGCACACUGAAAGAUGGCCCAUCGGUUGGUUACGCCGCUGUUUUCGGCCUUGGUGCGCUGCCAUUUGGAUUCACCGCUGGUCCAAGGUACGUUCCAAAAUGGAAGAAGCAAGCCUGCGAGAUACCGGCCUCUCAGCAUCCUAAUUCCCAUUACGUCUGCGACGAAGCUGGAGAAGUGAAAUGCUUACCAGGAUGGACCGGAGAUUUGUGCGACGUGCCAAUCUGUCGGAAGGGGUGCGACCCUCUUCAGGGUUACUGCCGCCGACCCAGUGAAUGUCGUUGUAAAUUGGGCUUCUAUGGCGAACUGUGUGACAAGUGUGUUGCCUUACCAGGAUGUCAGCAUGGCAGUUGUAACGUGAGCUUCGAAUGCUCCUGCGAUCCAGGAUGGAAAGGCAUGUUCUGUUCAGAACCGAUCUGCGCAUCUGAUUGUCUACCGAGCCAGGGAUACUGCGAGAAACCCGGCGAGUGCAGAUGCCGACUGGGUUGGCAGGGUCCAAGGUGUAAACAGUGUGCAGUUUUGCCAGGAUGUGUGCACGGAUCGUGUCAAGGACCUCUCGAGUGUCGUUGCGAGCCAGGCUGGACUGGACUUCUCUGUCAAACGCCGAUUUGCUCGCAAGGAUGUAGCAGAGAGCACGGCAACUGUCGUCGACCAGGUACGUGUAGGUGUCGCGUGGGCUGGACAGGUCCAAACUGCACCGAGUGUGUCUCUUAUCCCGGCUGCGUUCACGGCUCGUGUAAAAAACCAUGGGAUUGUCGUUGCGAGCCAGGAUGGGCCGGUGAUCUGUGCAACGAGAAGCUGACUUACUGCGACGAGCAUUCAGGAAUCUGUCGCAAUAACGCCACUUGCAUCAGCAUGACCAAGGAGGAUGGCAAUUACCGAUGUAUCUGUCCUAUCGGCUACAUGGGUCGUCAGUGUCAGAUCAAGACAAUGGUGCCGUCCACGGAAUUACAACCACCGGUGCCUGCUCAGAAUGAGACAGAGACGAAUGUGCAGAUGAUUCUGUUGAAACCGGAAGUGAAUGGAAAUUCUCAAGUGUCGGACGAGAAGGAUAAGAAUAGCUUGAAGGAUGAAGAACAAACGGCGGAGCCUCUUGGACCUAUUGUUAUUACCGAUCCACCCUCUACCGUCGAUCCUGCUGCUACCGUAGGGAAAUGGCCGACCGAACCGCCAACGGAAUCUCCAGUUACGGAGAGAGAUGACGAAAACGAGACGUAA